Coffea eugenioides is the source of this 1889-nucleotide messenger RNA. RefSeq names its product putative GPI-anchor transamidase. Bases 160 to 1371 code for a protein of 403 amino acids. The transcript has 11 exons. NCBI's taxonomy places the organism in Eukaryota, Viridiplantae, Streptophyta, Magnoliopsida, Gentianales, Rubiaceae. Gene Ontology annotation, cellular component: GPI-anchor transamidase complex. Gene Ontology annotation, molecular function: GPI-anchor transamidase activity. Gene Ontology annotation, biological process: proteolysis; protein localization to cell surface; attachment of GPI anchor to protein. The record is from RefSeq and is a predicted model, not a curated record.
UUCUUCCUUCAACCGAGAGAAGAACUAAAAUAGGAGAACAAGGAACAAACACAACUCAUCAGCCAUCAUCACAACUCAUCAGCUUCAUUACUCUACCGAAGAAAUACAGAAGAAAAUCGCAGUUAGCUGAUGAACUAAUUUUCGUGUCUGAGUUGAGAAAUGGAGAGCUUCAACUUCCCCAAAGCCGUGGCGUUUUUGGUGGUUUUAAUAGCCACCAAUCUCACCGGAGCAAUUUCGUCUACAGUUUCCCAUUCCACCGCCACAAUGCACACAAAUAAUUGGGCAGUCCUAGUCUGUACCUCUCGAUUCUGGUUUAAUUAUCGUCAUAUGGCCAAUACUUUAUCCUUAUACCGAACAGUGAAGAGGCUAGGCAUACCGGAUGAGAGGAUAAUUCUGAUGUUGGCAGAUGAUAUGGCUUGCAAUGCGCGCAAUAAGUACCCUGCUCAGGUUUUCAACAAUGAAAAUCACAGGCUUAACUUGUAUGGAGAUAAUGUAGAGGUGGAUUAUCGAGGUUAUGAAGUGACUGUUGAAAAUUUUCUUCGCGUCUUGAUGGGUCGUCAUGAAAAUGCUGUGCCUAGAUCAAAACGUCUUCUAAGUGAUGAAGGAAGCCAUAUUCUUGUAUAUAUGACAGGGCAUGGUGGAGAUGAGUUUCUAAAAUUCCAAGACUCGGAGGAGCUUCAGAGUCAUGAUUUGGCUGAUGCUGUCAAACAAAUGAAGGAAAAAAGAAGAUUCAAGGAGCUGUUAAUUAUGGUAGACACUUGCCAAGCAGCUACUCUCUUUUCUCAGCUUCAUUCACCAGGUGUUUUGGCUAUUGGGAGUAGCUUGAAGGGAGAAAAUUCAUAUUCGCAUCACUUGGACUCUGAUGUUGGCGUCUCUGUUGUUGACCGGUUCACCUUUUACACUCUUGCCUUUUUUGAGAGGCUAAACAUGUAUAACAAUGCUUCUCUAAGCAGUUUGUUCAACUCAUAUAAUCCAAAUUUGCUUUUAUCAACAGCAUAUUAUAGGACAGAUCUAUAUCAACGACGAUUGGAAGAGGUACCUGUGACGAACUUCUUUGGUUCAGUCAUGGAAACAAUUCAUACUGACUCAGCUUAUGGAGCACUUUCUGGCAAGCAACUCAAAAGUGGUGAAAUCAAGAUGUCAUCAGAUUCAUCAGGGGAAGACAGGCAAAGAAUACUAGAAAAUUCAGAUGUUAAGGACCAAGGUAGCAGUUUGAAUAUCAAGGAUCAACAGGUGACUUGUCCUUUUACACGGACGUUGAGUACUAUUCACGAGAGAGUGGAAAAGGUCAAAGAUGUCGAUGGCUUGGUGAACUUUGGAUUAGUACUUGUGAUUCCUUUGUUGGCAGUUUCCUCUUGGCUUUCCAGCUGAGGAUGGACAUAUCCCUCCUUGUUGCAGGUUUACAACAUGCAGUUCGGCCUUCUGCUUGAAAUAGGAAAGACACAUUAACUGCAUUGACAUGAUUUUCAUUCCAAAUCAGAGAAGCCAUCAAAAACCAAGAGGACCCAUGGUGGCAAACGCUGGAGUUGGUGAGCAGUCGGCAAAUGCUAGGACCCUUGGUUGUUAAUUCAAGCUUUCUCACCACACCAAACUGAGGGUUUAUCUUGUGGGAUCUUGUACUCUUAAUUGUUGUUUCCAAAAUUGAAUAAUGACAUGGUAAAUUGUUUUCCUUCUUGUUACCACUUUUCUUCUCAGCCACGCGGGGAGUUCAUCAAGUCUAGUCUAACCUCUUAAUCCAUAUUGUUGUAAAGAAAUACUCUCGAGGAUAGAUUAUUCGAGUAGAGGAGUUAUCCAGAGCAAGAACACAAGGAUAUUGAAGUCGCAGGUUCUUUGAAGAAUUAAGUGCUUCUUAAUUUACAGCUUGAGAUGUAUUUUACCUGCGGCGUUUU